AUGGCCGGUUACCAACGAGCCAUGAGUUUUUCAGAACGGAGAGGAAGCGCCCUCAGCGACGACAUGACACUCCACACGACUACCAAUCCCAUGAUCAACCAUCGCCUAGAAAAGCUGCCCGAGCAGCAACGACACUUGCGUAGUCCCCCAACCCCCAGCAUGUCCACGCCUGCUGCAGACUUCGAUCAACAACUUACUGGUUCACCCCCACCGCCUCCCACGCCUGCUGCGUCUCCAGGGCCAUCGCAUUUCCAACCGGACUGGAGCGAUGCUGCUGAUGACGAAGACUUCUUUCUCGCCAAGGUCCGGCAACAUUUCAAGAAUUGUUCCGGUCCUCAGCGUACCCGUGUUCUGGCAGAUUUACUAAAUCUGUGCACCAGUCAGCAGCUGAGCUUUGUGCAUCAAUUUGUCAGCCCUCUGCUGAAAAAGGACCCCUUCACAAGUCUCCCGGAUGAGUUGUGUCUUCGGAUAUUGUCUUUCAUUGAUGACCCAAAGGUCUUGGCACGAGCCUCGCAGGUAUCUAAACGAUGGCGGGAUCUUCUUAGCGAUGACAUGACCUGGAAGAAUCUUUGCGUCAAACACGAUUAUGGCCGCCGAUUAUCAGAAGUCUACACCCAUGCUCCAAAUUUCUCUUCAAGACCAUCUAUUCAGGCCUUACAAGGACUUGAUGUCGACAUGACCAGUAAUAGCUUCCCGGGCACGCGCCCUUUUUCAUACGCAUCGGGCACCCGAUCCUUUGACGGGCCUAAUGCUUCUGCCAGACCCAGGCUACGGACCUACAAGUCUCACUUCAAGCAGAGAUAUCUGGUCGAGGCUGCAUGGAGAUCCGGUGGCACCAGCACAACGCGGAAUAUUACCCAGGAGGGUGGUGUUGUUACAAGCUUACACUUGACGUCCAAGUACAUCAUUGUGGCACUCGAUAAUGCGAAGAUCCACGUGUUUGAUACAGAAGGAGAUUCGCAACGCACCCUUCAGGGACAUGUUAUGGGCGUCUGGGCCAUGGUCCCCUGGGAUGAUACCUUAGUCAGUGGUGGCUGUGAUCGUGAUGUCCGAGUGUGGAAUCUCAAGACUGGCGCAUGUUUACAUACCUUACGAGGCCAUACAUCGACCGUUCGAUGUUUGAAGAUGGCAGAUGCAAAUACUGCAAUUUCUGGGUCCCGAGACACAACUCUGCGGAUUUGGGACAUCCGGACCGGUCUUUGCAAAAACGUUCUCGUUGGUCAUCAAUCUAGUGUCCGAUGUCUUGAGAUUAAGGGCGACAUUGUUGUAUCCGGUAGCUACGAUACCUUUGCUCGUGUAUGGAGCAUCUCUGAAGGUCGCUGUCUCCAAACAUUGCAGGGCCAUUUUAGUCAAAUCUAUGCCAUUGCUUUCGAUGGGAAGCGAGUUGUCACAGGCAGUCUGGAUACCAAUGUCAGGAUCUGGGAUCCGACUUCUGGCGAGUGCCUAGCUAUUCUUCAGGGUCACACAUCUCUUGUUGGACAGCUCCAGAUGCGUGGCGAUACGCUAGUCACUGGCGGAUCAGAUGGAUCAGUUAGGGUUUGGUCAUUGGAAAAGAUGUGCCCAAUUCACCGUCUUGCAGCUCAUGACAAUAGUGUCACCAGUCUGCAGUUUGAUGAUACUCGAGUCGUGAGCGGUGGUAGUGAUGGUCGAGUCAAGAUUUGGGAUCUCAAAACUGGACAUCUCGUUCGAGAACUCAUUGCCCAAGGCGAAGCUGUCUGGCGGGUAGCCUUUGAAGACGAGAAAUGUGUUGCCUUGGCAUUGAGACAAGGUCGAACAGUCAUGGAGGUGUGGUCAUUUUCACCACCCGAAGAGAUGCUUUACGACUGUCCUCCUCUCUCCCUUCAACAGCGGGUAUUAGAGGACGACCCGAGCCGCCCGUUGAGUGCCAUGGCCAUCGACUACCGCAUCUCACAACCAACAUUGAUUAGUUCCAGCCGAGAUCCUUCAACUCAGGAUGCCGACAUGCAUGACGCCGGCCCAUCCACGGCCCCUCUGCAGGGUGGUACAUUUUUCCAUGACGAUUGA
Messenger RNA from Fusarium sp. VM40, 2025 nucleotides. NCBI's taxonomy places the organism in Eukaryota, Fungi, Ascomycota, Sordariomycetes, Hypocreales, Nectriaceae. The record is from the annotation of a GenBank genome assembly.